Molecule: messenger RNA, 642 nt
Organism: Phytophthora sojae
Lineage: Eukaryota; Oomycota; Peronosporomycetes; Peronosporales; Peronosporaceae
Exons: 2
Coding region: 1-642 (213 amino acids)
Source: RefSeq, a predicted model, not a curated record
AUGGUUAAUAGAAUUGAUAACUGGGGAGCCGCUCUCCCGAAAGAUUUCCGCUCAGACUCUCUCGGCGAUAUUAAGCAACUCGGGAUUAAAAAGCUCUUCCGCGGAAUCAUCCUACCUCCCAGCAACGCCGGUAAGACGAAUCUAUGCUAUCCCAUCGUCAAGAACGCACCAAACGUUUUUAGCCAUCUGCAUCUGAUUGCACGCAACCCAGACCAGGAUUUGUACAAUUAUAUGAAGGAGAAACUUGCGGGCUAUAUCACAGUAUAUGACCCAUCGACACCGCCAAGCCUCGUUAUCAUUGACGAUUAUUCCUCGGACAAGAAGCUCCAAAAAGACGUAUUCAGUCAUUACUUCAUCAGAGGGCGCCACAAGCGGCUAUCUACGCUGUUUCUGACUCAUUCAUGGUUUGCUACUGACAAACUCAUCAGACUGAACUCAGAGUAUCUCUGGAUUCUCAAAGCAAACAGCCGACGCGAUCUGAAGAUGGUCAUCUCUGAUUUCAGUCUUCCCGGUCUUACGCUCGAGCAGCUAAUUAGAGCCUACAACGCAGCCACUAGAGAGAAAGGUCAAGCAUUGCUCGUAGAUAACGUUAGAAGUGUUCUGAGGUAUAAUUUCAACGAGAAGCCGAUCUAUCUAGAUUAG